Daldinia caldariorum is the source of this 2476-nucleotide messenger RNA. Its product is annotated as WD40 repeat-like protein. The coding region runs from base 480 to 2231 and encodes 583 amino acids. Gene Ontology annotation, cellular component: GID complex. Gene Ontology annotation, biological process: proteasome-mediated ubiquitin-dependent protein catabolic process. Lineage: Eukaryota; Fungi; Ascomycota; Sordariomycetes; Xylariales; Hypoxylaceae. The transcript has 5 exons. Gene Ontology annotation, molecular function: protein binding. The record is from RefSeq and is a predicted model, not a curated record.
CGAGGUAUUCCUAACAAUCUCUUACCACCCGAAUCUAAGCUCACUUCUGCGGUCCAACCGUGCUUCUCUUCCCUUCGAAACUGCGGGUUAGAAAUACCCGCAGUAUCAAGUAGCGAGUCGAAGUGGCAGACCAAACCCCCCAACAACUUCCAUCCACCCCAUCCGCCUCCGACUACCCAUCCACGCUGCAACCUCCUCGACCUCCCUCCAAUACAGCUUUCUCGGCCCCCGCAGCGACUAUACCACCCGCAGACAUAGCAAGUCACGACCCUUCGUCUAACUCUGAUAUCGUGUCUGGUGCUCAGGAACACCAAUUAGCCGAUUCUUCUGCACUAAGCCGAAUUCUAGGGAGAAGACAACGAGCUCCAGACGACGAUAACGACGUCGCCGGCUCGCAGUCGGAGCUCCCGGAAGCUCACGCUUCCCAUACCAUUUCUAUCGACAGUCCUAGAAGGAAACGCAGACGUGCUAAUAGUACAAUGUUAGCGGAUACAGACAGGCCGGCAGCAUCUAAUGGCACCCCGAAGCCUUACGCUAAUGGGAAGUCGCUUUGGGGGUCCUCGGUAUCGAGUCCGGCUAAUGGGACUAGCAAGGGAACCUCGGGAGUUAAUGGCUCUUCCAAAGCGCGACAGUCGGAAACGUAUUUCGGCCAUGAUCGCGAAGAGGUAACAAGGUUGUUAUUACAAGCGCUCACGGACAUGGGUUACCACUCUGCAGCGCAAAGUGUGAGCCAGGAGAGUGGCUAUGAGCUGGAAAAUCCGAUAGUUGCGGCCUUCAGAAAUGCUAUACUCGGAGGAAACUGGAACGAAGCCGAGCAGCUACUUUCCGGAGCUGUGGUAUCUGGCAGCCGGGUUGGUGAGAAUGGCAAUAAGUUAGUGUUGGCACAUGAAGCGGAUAAGCGGAUGAUGAAGUUCUGGAUACGACAGCAGAAAUUCUUGGAAUACCUAGAGAAAAAAGAAACCGGUCGCGCCCUAAUGGUAUUAAGGAACGAACUGACACCAUUAUAUCAAGACACUCAAAAACUCCGCUUCUUAUCUAGCUUGUUGAUGUGUCAAAAGACGGAAGAUAUGAAGUUCAAAGCCGAAUGGGAUGGUGCAUACGGAGAAUCUCGGCGUGUUCUCUUAUCACAAUUAUCAAAAUGUAUCUCCCCUUCAGUCAUGCUCCCAGAGCAUCGCCUGUCGGUACUUUUACAUCAAGUUAAAGAUUUUCAGAUUGGAAAUUGCCUCUGGCAUUCCAGCGAUUCUUCUCCGUCAUUAUAUUCAGAUCAUUUAUGCGACCGAAGACGAUUCCCGUCAGAAAACGUUUUAGAACUAGACGAGCACGAGGAUCAGGUCUGGCAAGUCAAAUUUUCUCAUGAUGGGACGAAGCUGGCUAGUUGCGGCAAGGGCAAGCAGGCUAUUAUCUGGGAUGUCCCGUCUUUUCGCCUGCUUCAUUAUCUUAGGAAUCACGAUGACGGGGUUGGUAAUGUCUCUUGGAGUUGGGAUGAUUCCAUGCUGGUCACAUGUAGUCAGGACCGACAUGCUCGGUUAUGGGAUGUUAAUACGGGCGCGUGUCUCAAAACGUUCGACCGAUGCCAAGAGCCAGUUACCAGUUGCGUGUGGGCGACAGAUAGUAAAUCUUUUGUCACGGGCGCACUCGAUAAAACCAACAGUCUCAUUCAAUGGAGCAUUUCGGGAGAGAAGAUCUACGACUGGAACUGUGGUCACAGAGUUGAAGAUUUGACUAUCUCACCGGAUGGGCGCUGGCUGGUGGCAUCUGAUGGUGGAACGUAUAUCCACGUUUACAAUUUCGUUACGCGUCAACUAGAGUAUGAGAUGGAUCUGCAAGUCAGAUUAACAUCGAUAAGCAUCAGCAAAAACUCUCGCCAUCUCUUGGUCAAUCACAAUAAUGGCGUUGCGCAACUUAUUGAUCUACUUCGCCGUGAACCGAUUCAAAAUUACGCAGGUUUUACUGGCGGAAACUAUAUGAUAAGGAGUGCUUUCGGGGGAGCUGACGAAAGCUUCGUGAUCAGUGGAAGCGAAGACGGGUCGAUCAACGUCUGGCACAAGGCCAGUGCUCAAUUAGUACAGAAGCUUCAAGGACAUAUCCCCGGAUGCAAUGCGGUCUCGUGGAACCCUGCCGAUCCGUGCAUGUUCGCCUCGUGUGGAGACGAUGGUAAAAUCAAGAUAUGGUCUAAUAACGAGUGGCGUCAUGCUCAACGAGAGGAAAACCGGACUUUAGCCAGCUCUUAAUGAAUAGUAGCUAGGUUAUAUUCGAGACGUUUGAUUUUAUAGUACAAGUGCUUGCAUGGGGCCGGCGUAAUUUGGAUGGUGGCAUGGUGCUUCUCCCCGGUCUCUGGCGACUUAAGAUAACUUGGGAUGCCACCGUACAAGAGACGCCUUUCCGAUGGCGUUUUGUUUUUGUUUUUUUAAUUAUGCGGUGUAUCAAUGCAGAAUAUCUUUGAUUUCAAGGGUCCGAAACCUUUUUUUUUGGGGGG